GUACUACAAAAGGCGAGGGUGGGGGGGGAGAGGGGAGAGGCCAUUGCAUAUCUCUCAUAUCGCGUGCACUCCACAGCUGCUGUUGACACGGGGAGUUGUGAGUAGUUUUCUGUUGUUUUUCCUGAUUUUUGGAUCGCUGUUCGCUGCCUGCAGCUGAAUCGAUCGGUUGAUUGGGUGGGAGAAAUGUCGAAUCUGAACGGGUCGACUGCGGAUCUGAGGUCGGUGUUUCUCGGCGUGUACUCGUCGCUCAAAUCCGAGCUGUUGAACGACCCAGCUUUUGAGUGGACCGAAGGUUCGCGCCAAUGGGUCGAGCGGAUGCUGGAUUACAAUGUGCCCGGAGGGAAGUUAAACAGAGGUCUGUCAGUUAUUGAUAGCUAUAAUUUACUGAAAGAUAGAAAAGGCCUCACUGAAGAAGAGGUGUUUCUGGCAAGUGCUUUGGGCUGGUGUAUUGAAUGGCUUCAGGCAUAUUUUCUUGUCCUUGAUGAUAUCAUGGAUAAUUCUCACACACGGCGUGGUCAACCAUGUUGGUUUAGAGUCCCCAAGGUUGGCAUGAUUGCUGUAAAUGAUGGGAUCUUGCUUAGGAAUCACAUCCCUAGAAUACUAAAGAAACACUUCAGGGAAAAGCCAUACUAUGUGGACCUACUGGAUUUGUUCAAUGAGGUGGAGUUUCAAACAGCUUCUGGACAGAUGAUAGACCUAAUUACCACUAUUGAAGGAGAAAAGGAUUUGACCAAAUAUUCGUUGCCUCUUCACCGUCGCAUUGUUCAGUAUAAGACUGCCUACUACUCUUUUUACCUUCCAGUUGCAUGUGCAUUGCUCAUGGCGGGUGAGAACCUCGACAAGCAUGUACCUGUGAAAGAUGUUCUUAUCGAUAUGGGAAUCUACUUUCAAGUUCAGGACGAUUACUUAGAUUGUUUCGGUGAGCCUGAAAAGAUUGGGAAGAUUGGGACAGAUAUCGAAGAUUUUAAGUGUUCUUGGCUGGUUGUAAAAGCCCUGGAGCUGUGCAAUGAAGAACAAAAGAAAAUUCUUCACGAACAUUAUGGAAAAGAUGAUCCGGCUCAUGUUGCGAAGGUUAAAGCCGUGUACAAUGAGCUGAAUCUCCAAGGUGUGUUUGCCGAAUACGAAAGCCAGAGCUACGAGAGGCUGACGAACGCCAUUGAAGCUCAUCCGAGCAAAGCUGUGCAAGCAGUGCUCAAGUCGUUCUUGGGGAAGAUAUACAAGAGGCAGAAAUAAGAUGGGAGAAAAUUCCGCGGACAUGGUGCACGUUUGUAUUAGUUAGCCUCUCGAUGUGGCUUCAUGAUUUUCUUCGAUUGUCUUUAUCUUCUCAUCUUGUUUGCAGUUAAUGUUGCCAUAAAUGGUUUAUGUAGAAAUUAUUACCAGUUGUGGAAUUGAAUGAAUCUUGUUCGCAAAUUGCAUUAGAUGAUGAUGAUGGCCUUUGUUUUCUA
Molecule: messenger RNA, 1445 nt
Organism: Andrographis paniculata
Lineage: Eukaryota; Viridiplantae; Streptophyta; Magnoliopsida; Lamiales; Acanthaceae
Product: farnesyl pyrophosphate synthase
Exons: 11
Coding region: 184-1233 (349 amino acids)
Biological process (GO): trans, trans-farnesyl diphosphate biosynthetic process
Cellular component (GO): cytoplasm
Molecular function (GO): dimethylallyltranstransferase activity; (2E,6E)-farnesyl diphosphate synthase activity
Source: RefSeq, a predicted model, not a curated record